AUGGGACCCCUUACAAAUAUCUUUGUCUUUGCCUGGGUCUUUAUAUUCACUCUUUGGAAUCCUAUCCAGCUGACUGUGGAAAAUGAAUUUAUUGCAAACUAUUCAAGCAGUUUGCUAACUAGUAUCCCAAAAAAUAUUUUAAUCCAUACUCGUCUAUUAGAUUUAUCACAUAAUAGGAUCUCUGAACUUAGUAUCUUUGAUUUUAUGUCUCUUUCUGAGCUUCAAGUAUUGAAUCUUUCUCAUAAUCUAAUUACAGAGCUUGACUUCAAUGUCUUCAUGUUUAAUCAGGGUUUAGAAUACUUAGAUUUGUCUCAUAACAACAUUUUGAAAGUUUACUGUCAAAGUGUUGCACGUCUCAGACAUUUAGAUCUUUCUUUCAAUAAGUUUGCUGCCUUGCCCAUCUGUAAGGAAUUUGGGACCAUGUUUCAUCUGGAGUACCUAGGAUUAAGUGCCACGAUGAUACAGAGAUCAGACUUCAGAUACAUCACACAUUUGCAGCUGCACACUGUCUUCCUAACCUUAGAAGAAUUUUCUAGGUAUGAACCUCGGAGUCUGAUAGCCUUAAAUACAAGGAGCCUUCACAUAGUUUUUGCAGCAAACCAAAACUUCAUUUUUUCCCUCUUGUAUGAUGGAAUGAGCACCUCAGAAAAUUUAAAAAUAACUAACCUAAGAUAUAUGUUGAGUUACAAAGAUUUCCCUUCUCCUCCUUUUGAGCUUCUGAAAAAAAUCAAGACAACAGCUCUGAUGCUUGACAAUGUGGAUUUGCAAUGGGGUAUCAUUUUUCAAAUUUUCCUACUUAUUUGGAAUUCACCUGUGGAGUACUGGACUGUGAAAAAUUUGACUUUUCGUGGAUCAUUGGGGAAGCUGACAGAAUAUGAAUUUUUAUUCUUAUUAAGCUUUCAGGAACGAUCGGUCUAUUGGGGUGGCUCCAUGAAAGCACUAACUUUGGAGCAUGCUCGCAAUAAGGUUUAUUAUUUCAACCAGGAGAUACUAUACAGACAAUUUUCAGAAAUGAACAUUGAAAAUUUAACAAUAUAUGAUGCGUGUAUGCCACACAUGCUUUGCCCCAAGAGAACAAGCUCAUUUCAGUAUUUAAAUUUUUCUCACAACGCCCUGACAGAUGAGUUGUUCCAGAAUUGUGUCACUCUGAAAGCUUUGAAAUCACUUAUUUUACAGAGAAAUAAAUUUAAGAUCCUUUCCAAGGUGAGCUUCAUGCCCAGCCAUAUGAAAUCACUGAAAUAUUUGGACAUGAGCAAAAACUUGCUGCAUCACGAUGGGGCUGAGGGGCGCUGCGAGUGGGCGAACUCACUGGCAGAGCUGGACUUGUCCUCCAAUCAGUUGACGGAGUCUGUGUUUGAGUGCUUGCCCGUCAAUAUCCAAAUCCUGGAUCUACAAAACAACCAGAUCGCAAGCGUCCCGAGGGGGAUUGCUGAGCUGAAGUCCUUGAAAGAGCUGAAUCUUGCAUCAAACCGGCUGACUGACCUGCCCGGGUGCAGCGGCUUUCCUGCCCUGGCAGCCCUGAACAUAGAGAUGAACUCAAUCCUCACGCCGUCUGCCGACUUCUUCCAGAGCUGUCAAAGGGUGGGGGAGCUACAAGCAGGGCACAAUCCGUUCAAGUGCUCCUGCGACCUGCGAGACUUCAUCCGCCUGGAGAAGCAGUCUGGGGGGAAGCUGUCGGGCUGGCCGGGGGCCUACGUGUGCCGGUACCCAGAAGACUUGCAGGGAACCCAGCUGAAGGACUUUCACUUGAGUGAACUGUCUUGCAACACCACUCUCUUGCUUGUGACAGCUCUGCUCCUGACGCUGGUGCUGGUGGCUGUCGUGGCCUUUCUGUGCGUCUACUUUGAUGCGUUGUGGUACGCGCGGAUGAUGUGGCAGUGGACGCAGAUGAAGCGGAGGGCUUGGCACAGCUACCCCCAAGAGCAGGAGAACAUGCUGCAGUUUCACGCUUUCAUUUCAUACAGCGAACGUGAUUCUUUGUGGGUGAAGAACGAGCUGAUCCCAAACCUGGAGAAGGGGGAGGGCUGUGUGCAGCUGUGCCAGCACGAGAGGAAUUUCAUCCCGGGCAAGAGCAUUGUGGAGAAUAUCAUUGACUGCAUAGAGAAGAGCUACAAGUCGGUCUUUGUGCUGUCUCCCAACUUUGUGCAGAGCGAAUGGUGCCACUAUGAGCUGUACUUUGCCCAUCACAAGUUAUUUAGUGAGAACUCCAAUAGCUUAAUCCUCAUUUUACUGGAGCCGAUCCCUCCGUAUGUCAUUCCUGCCAGGUAUCACAAGCUGAAGGCUCUCAUGGCCAAGAGGACCUACCUGGAGUGGCCGAAGGAGAGGAGCAAGCAUGCCCUUUUCUGGGCUAACUUGAGGGCAGCUAUUAACAUUAAUCUGCCAGUGUCUUUUGAAGCAAAUGAGGAGUAG
Molecule: messenger RNA, 2409 nt
Organism: Struthio camelus australis
Lineage: Eukaryota; Metazoa; Chordata; Aves; Struthioniformes; Struthionidae
Product: toll-like receptor 1
Biological process (GO): toll-like receptor signaling pathway; immune response; inflammatory response
Cellular component (GO): plasma membrane
Molecular function (GO): Toll-like receptor 2 binding; lipopeptide binding; transmembrane signaling receptor activity
Source: RefSeq, a predicted model, not a curated record